Messenger RNA from Varanus komodoensis (Komodo dragon), 2798 nucleotides. RefSeq names its product complement C8 beta chain (gene C8B). The record is from RefSeq and is a predicted model, not a curated record. The transcript has 12 exons. Gene Ontology annotation, cellular component: membrane attack complex. The coding region runs from base 76 to 1836 and encodes 586 amino acids. Gene Ontology annotation, molecular function: protein binding. NCBI's taxonomy places the organism in Eukaryota, Metazoa, Chordata, Lepidosauria, Squamata, Varanidae. Gene Ontology annotation, biological process: immune response.
CCUGCUGCUUUCAAAUGCUGUAGCUAAAUGAAUUAGGAAAGAUGCUACUAUAGACUACACACAGUGCUUUAAACCAUGAGAAGAUCUGUGCUGUUUCUUCUUUGCCCAGAAAGAGUUUUUCUCAUCUGUGCAAUCACAAGCUCCCUUUAUUUGCAUUGCUCCAGUGGAGAAAGGGAUAAUUUCCUUCAACUAAAUGGAGGUGAUGCCAAUGUGACCAAGGGCAGAUGGCGUCGAUCUUCAAGCAAUCCACCACAACCCAUUGACUGUGUGCUUUCCAGUUGGUCCUCAUGGAGCAUUUGUGAUCCUUGCCAGAAGAAAAGGUACAGAUUUGUCCAUGUGGAACGGCCUUCUCAGUUUGGUGGUGACCCGUGUGAUUACGCUGACAAAGAAAGUGAAGAUUGUGUUACCAACAGGCCUUGCAGAAAAACAGUUAGAUGUGAAGGAUUUGUAUGUGCCACAGGAAGGUGCAUUCAUCGGAGGCUGCUUUGUAAUGGAGAUGAUGAUUGUGGAGAUCGAUCGGAUGAAAGGAAUUGUAAGAAAAUAUAUAGGAAGUGCACUCGGGACCUAGAACAAUAUUGGGCAAUACAGAACCUGGCUACCGGAUUAAACAUUUUCACCAACAGUCUGGAAGGAUUGGUUCUUGACCAUAAAUACUAUGCUGGAGCAUGUUCACCACAGUAUAUUGCAGACACUGGUUUUCGAAAGCCGUACAAUGUAGAGAGCUAUUUGGCAGAGACCAGGGGCAAAUACGAAUUUGAAUUGACUGAAUACCAGUCUUAUUCAAGUUUUGAGGAAAAUGUCUCCAGUGCAAAAAUGAAACAAAAGAGCUUCAGCAUUGGAAUAUCAAUACCAAGUCUAUUUGAAUUUAAUUAUAAUCAGAAUGACCAGAGGUACAAGAAGUUCGUCCGGAGGACAAAACAAUUUUCUUCAACGUCUAGCAAAUUUAUCCAUGCACACACAGAGCUGCAAGUUGCCCAGUAUAAACUGAAGAGUCGAGAGUUGAUGCUUCACAAUGAGUUCUUCCAGAGAAUCCUCCACUUGCCUAUUGAAUACAGCUAUGGGGAAUAUCGAGAUCUCUACAGGGAUUAUGGAACACAUUAUGUCACGGAAGCAAUCCUUGGUGGCACCUAUGAAUAUACUUUAGUUCUGAAUAGUGAAGAGCUGCAGAAAGCAGGUUACUCUCUUAGUGAUGUUCAGUCUUGUACACAGAAAGGGGUUAAAGUUGGUGCAACUAUUUAUGAAGUCCGUCUGUCAGUUGGUAUAACAGUUGGAGGUUGUGGAGCCAUUUUAAAAGAAAUUGGAGACAGCAGAUCAAAGAAGAAAUUUGUGGAGGAUUUUAUUGCUCUUGUUCGUGGAGGAGCGAGUGAACAUAUUACAACUCUUGCUAACAAAGACCUACCAACAGCAGAACUGAUGCAAGAGUGGGGAGAUGCUGUUCAGUACAACCCUGAAAUCAUCCAGAUGAAGGUGGCACCACUCUAUGAAUUAGUGACUGCAACCACCUUUGCAAAUGCAAUUGCACUGAAACAAAAUAUGAGGCGUGCCCUGGCUGAAUUUCAGCAGGAAACGGACAGCUGUCGUUGUGCCCAGUGCGAGGCCAAUGGAACGCCUUUCAUGAAUGGGAUGCGCUGUGAGUGCCUUUGCCCACUAGGACAUCGAGGGCUUGCCUGUGAGGAGACACUAAGAACAGGUUUUCCUAUAGAUGGGAAUUGGAGCUGCUGGUCCAACUGGGCUGCAAGUUCUGGAGGGCAACGGACAAGAAGACGGGAGUGUAACAAUCCAGCUGCUCAAAAUGGUGGCAAGCCAUGUUCAGGGCUAAGCAUUGAAACAGCUUAAUAAAAUAUUUGAAAAAAUGUUUGGCAGAGACACGGAAUGACAUUUUCAUAAUAUUCUAGAGGCCAUAGAUAUUGUUCAAUAGUUCCCAGGCCAUUUCCCCCCAUCUUAUUUAGAUGAUCAGUUGACACUUGAAGUGGGUGUGUCUUAAUACAAAAUCCUCUUUUGGAUGUAGAGACUCAGAUAAAUGUACGGACAAAUGCUUGCCCACCUCGGCUCAGUUCCUUUAUGCACCAUCUUGCUGCUCCCUCCCACACACGCUUGUGCAGGAAAUGAGUGUGCCUAUUUCAGUGAAUAUGAUUUCUUGGAUCUCGUUUGCUCAAAAAAUAAAGUCAACACACAUAUAUUAUGAACAAAGAGUAUGUGUGCUUUAAACAACUGGCAGGGUUUUUUUUUUAAAUUGUUUUGCAUACAUACCUUUUAAUAUUAAUGGUCACAUCUGGCCUAGUGUUAAAAAAAGCAAACAAACUUGACAAACUUGACAGUUAAAUAAAGCAAAAUCUACUUGUAUUAUUUGGUUGUGUUUCAAUGUAUUAUUUGCCGAGGAGAUCAAAUAUCCAUACUUUUUCUAACCAACAGUCUUAUUCAUGUGAAGUCAAAAGUAAGACGCAAUAUGUUCUAUGGACCUUACUCCCAAGGAGCAGGACCUGGGUCUGCAGCAUAAUAGCCAUCAAAGGCGCUUUAUCCAUUAUCAAUUGUGAAACCUGAACCAGACAUGGUAGUGAUAUAACCAGUUUCUCAUUUAGUGCAUCAAAUGUAAAUCGUUUAACCAAUUGGAUACUGCCUUAAAGGGGAAUAAGUGAACUGUAAGUCCUCUCAAAUAUCUCUGUGACACCCAAUAAUUUCAAAGCUGUAUAAUCAUUUGAUGAUUUCCCUCUGUAGAAUUACUCUGUAGAAGGACUAUAUUCAUAAGCUUUCUGGAAUUUUACGUAAGAAUGAAAUGGAAUAAACUCAUACAGAUCAUG